Messenger RNA from Styela clava, 1019 nucleotides. RefSeq lists its product as uncharacterized. NCBI's taxonomy places the organism in Eukaryota, Metazoa, Chordata, Ascidiacea, Stolidobranchia, Styelidae. The record is from RefSeq and is a predicted model, not a curated record.
UAAAAAUAUAUACUAUGAAUACUAAAUCUAUACACCUGAAUAUGUCGUUUUACGUUUUGUUAUCAUUUGCAAUGUUGGUGCAAUCCAACGGUACACCGCUGAAUCAAAUAUUCAGACUUAUCCCGACCGAAUCAUCGAAUUUUCCUGCAUAUGAAAACAAAAUUGAUUCGAACGAUCGGGACGUUUCAAAUACAAAUCAAAAAGAGAACAUCGUUUCUCCUGGUGUUGACAUAAUAGGCAUUCGAAACAUGGCUUCUGAUUUCACUUCUGUGCAUAAAUCUCAGUUGACGAGCAAUUUAUCGAAAAUUAAAAGGCGUUCAAUAUCCACUACACCUACAUCGAGACGAAUCUAUAGAAGCAGGAGACUCUCAGCUCCGUUUGUAAUUCGUAAACUGAGGAGAAAAAGUCCAAGGAGUGUUAACAGUUUGGACCUCCCAUUGCAUUUACUAAGCGGAUUAAUGGAUGCCGAAGAAGCUGAUUCCAAUGGAAGGGCUGCGCUUAAUAACUGGGAACUUCUCAACUCAAUUGGCUGAGACUUGCGGCAAAACAUAUCUGACAAAAAUCUGGACUGUGAAUUCUAUUUAAAAGGCUACGAACAACAACAUCACUGUUUCAGGAAGAUGCACUGUUUCUGUUUAUUGAUAUUAUUUAUGUUUUUCAUUAUUUAAAAUCAUUUUUUCUUCAGUUCUUGUUACUUUUUAUGUAUUUAUUAGUGUCGUAUAUUCUAUUCCAACUUUUUUAAUUUUUAUGUGUGCAAAAAUAUCUAGGGUAUAUAUUAAAUUAAUCUUUAACUCUUGUGUUUCUCGAUCUAAUUCACACCAUACAUGCCGAACUACACAAUAAAAUCUAUGUCGGAUAUUGGAAUACAUAAUACAUACAUAGUUUGUGAUGGAGUCCCAAAACCUUUCCGACACAAUCACUUUAAGCCAUUUGCAACACGUUUUCAAUGUAGCCUAAUUUGGCUAAUACUGGUGUCGCAAAAGGAAGUGCUGAAAUACCUGGCUGUUCUUCGAUCCUUG